Messenger RNA from Girardinichthys multiradiatus, 904 nucleotides. RefSeq names its product angiopoietin like 8 (gene angptl8). Lineage: Eukaryota; Metazoa; Chordata; Actinopteri; Cyprinodontiformes; Goodeidae. The record is from RefSeq and is a predicted model, not a curated record. The transcript has 4 exons. Bases 136 to 741 code for a protein of 201 amino acids. Gene Ontology annotation, biological process: triglyceride homeostasis; regulation of lipid metabolic process.
AAAGUUCAUCCUUCUGUAGGUGAUGAAAUUCUGAGUGACAGUGAGAUCCAUCUGCACAUGUUGUAGCUUUCAUCUUUCAAUCUACAUGUAAAUAUUUUAGAGAAGUGGAUUUAAGCGCUGGAAAAGAAAAACAAAAUGUACAAAACACUUAUAAAGAUGAUAUGGAGCCUGUGUCUCCUGUGUUUAGCUGGGGGAUUCGGAGCAGUCCAUGCAGGCCCUAUCAGGAAUACUGGCAGGAUGGAAGACAAGGCUGCGCCUCAGGAGGAAGUCAAUGUGCUCAUGUUUGGAGUCAUACAGUUGAGUGAAUCGCUCAACUAUGUUUUUGAAACCACUGAGGCAAAGAUAGAAAGAAUCAGCAAGACUCUGAAGAGUCACGAGGAAACUCUCCAACAGCUGGGCAAGCAGACUGAACAGGUUGCAGAAGUGGAGCAACAGAUAAAGGAAGUCGUACAUCUGCUACAGGAACAAAUGGCAAAGCAACAAGCUCAGACCCAUAUCACAAAAGACUGGCUGAGCAGCAUAGAGAAGGAUGAGGAGGAAAUGAAGGCAAAAGUUCAACAGUUGGAGAUGUACAUCAACAAUGCUGCAUCGAACAGCCUCAAAGAGCUGCAGGAUAAAGCGGAGGACCACUUUCAACUCUUGAGAGGUUUACAGACCUGGAACUGGGUCCAAAAAAGGAAUAUUGAGACUCAGGAUGAGCAGCUUUCCAAACUACAGAAGAUGAGUGAAGCUAUGUCAUAGUUGAUUCAAGAUCCACCAGUUCCCUGAAUAAGCAAAGUUCUCAACUCCUCAUCGUCACUGCACUCCAUUAGUUCAUAUAUAAUAUUCAUUUUUAAUAGAAAUUAAGUUAAAUUAUACAGGUUUAGUUGUUAUUUGUGAAUAAAUAAUACACAUUAUCAUAAAA